UGUUUUCAGAGUCAGAGAUGAUGUUGUCAGUCGUUCUUCUAGUGGCUAUUGCUGGGCUAGCAGCGGGAGCCCCCAACCCCAAGCCAUCGCUUGUUCGUCAAUGCGAAAACAUUGAGUGUCCCGACUAUACUCAAUUGCAGGUACUUCGUCCCGAUAUGUGGAAAAUGAGCGUGGAGCCAGGACGAUGGGUGGGAAAAAUGGCUGAAACCUGCAACAGAACUGAUGCGUUUCUUUCAGUCUUCAAAUACCUUGACGACUACUUUAUAGACAAUGGGAUGGAACGGACACUCCCUAUCGUGCUGGAGGUAAUCAAGAACAAACAAAGAUGGGACAGCCGUUCCUCUUGUUCCCGCCAAAUGGAAGAAUCCUAUCCUUGCUGUGAAGAAUUCUACAAUCUACUAUUCUAUAUCCCAAGAGCUUCCCAAGAGAGUGCUCCAUAUCCAUCAGAGGAAUCUGGAAUGAGGCUGUACCCCAUACCAUACACUUUGGUAUUCUACGUCAUCUCUUUUGACGGGCACCCGACCAAUCAGAAUGUGCUAGAGAAGUUCCAAGAGAUUACCGAAUACCUCGAAGAUCGGAGAAUCCCAUUCGAAGAUGAAUAUUAUUAUAUUGCCAGUGAGUAUUGUUGGGGCGGUGCUAUGUGGGGCAGGGUUAUGGGCGACACCAGGGUAUUUUUAGAUAGCGGGAACAGAAUGAACAAGGCAACCUAA
This is a messenger RNA of Lytechinus variegatus (green sea urchin), 710 nucleotides long. RefSeq lists its product as uncharacterized. The transcript is spliced from 4 exons. Bases 18 to 710 code for a protein of 230 amino acids. Lineage: Eukaryota; Metazoa; Echinodermata; Echinoidea; Temnopleuroida; Toxopneustidae. The record is from RefSeq and is a predicted model, not a curated record.